GGAUAAUAUUGUGCAGACACCUAUGUAGUUGCCCUAACACCUGCAUCAGCUCCAGCUUGCUAGUCAUUGCCAUGCUUCUCUACUGCUCUACCUCCGGGCCUCGCCUUCUGCUAGUGUCUCCUGCUGUGUUACCCAGCACUCCUGCUAGCAGUGCAAGUGAUACCUCAUGGGUUCACGCUUUUUAUGAUGUCACUGUAGGGCCUCAUGAUGUCAUUAUGUUCCAUCAAUGACAACCAAUGAAAGAAAAGGAGGAUAGGCUGAGUCCAUCCUGCUUCUGCGAGGACACAGCGUAGUUGGGUUGGGCCUAUGAAGCUGCACCUGCUGCUGCCACUCCUGCUGGGGGCUGUGUUCCCUGUGCCACUUCCUCAAAGGCUCAGCGACUCAGUCCCUGAGGAUUUCUCUGCUCCCCUGGAGCUCCCACAGCAGCACUUCGGCCUGGUGGAUGAUUAUGGCAUUAAACCGAAGCACCCCCAGUUCCAGACUCGAGCACCCCGGAAGCAGCCUGCUGGCCUGCACCACGCACACAAGAGCAAGCGGGAUGAGUCAGAUUUGGCAGAGUAUUAUUAUGACAAUGUCCUGUGAGCUGCCCAGGGACUUGUGGAGUCUCCAUGAGCCCCAUGGGCUAGGGACUCCAGCUCUGGCCCUGUGCACUAGCUGCUUUAUAAAGGUGCGCUGUACAGCAAGACAGACUGAGGGUCUGCUCAGUGAUGGCUGUUGGGGUGGGGGUGGGGAAGGUGAAGGCAGAGGGCUGCCACUACUCCAGACUACUGCCCUCAGUCCCCUGAAUGUUUCUUCAGCUGCUGGAAACAGUGUAGCUGAAGAUGAAGUCCCUAAAAUUACUCCUACCCUCUAAUGAAGGCUACCUGUCUCCGCCUGAGUGUUGAGGUGGGUGGGGAUCCCAGGCACAGAGAACUGAGAUCGCUCAAUCAUAGAAAGCCAUUCUGUGCAGUCCCCCGGCUGCCAGGUAAGCUGCUCUGCCAUGACACUCAAUCUCCCUUGGGCUUGAGGUGCUGGGUGGGACUCUCUGAG
This is a messenger RNA of Malaclemys terrapin pileata, 1029 nucleotides long. RefSeq names its product Frey regulator of sperm-oocyte fusion 1 (gene FREY1). The transcript is spliced from 3 exons. Bases 307 to 582 code for a protein of 91 amino acids. The record is from RefSeq and is a predicted model, not a curated record. Lineage: Eukaryota; Metazoa; Chordata; Testudines; Emydidae.